Rhinichthys klamathensis goyatoka is the source of this 1610-nucleotide messenger RNA. Its product is annotated as nuclear factor 7, ovary. The coding region runs from base 1 to 1323 and encodes 440 amino acids. The record is from RefSeq and is a predicted model, not a curated record. Gene Ontology annotation, molecular function: protein binding. NCBI's taxonomy places the organism in Eukaryota, Metazoa, Chordata, Actinopteri, Cypriniformes, Leuciscidae. The transcript has 10 exons.
AUGCUGGAAUAUAACACAAAGCCAUACACGAUGAAGAGCAUCCUGAAGGACAAAAAAGGGCCCCAAAAGCAGAGUAACUCUAUUGGGGCCGUGCGCUGGACGCUACCAGAGGAAACUGUUCAGGUCCACAGUUCUGCCCCCACCGGCCCCUUCAAGAGCAGUAGCGGAUUUUCUACCCGUUCACAGCAAAGGCAACGUCAGCAGGGCCUGCAGGACCUCCGCAGCUUGGAAGAGUGCAUCAGAUUCAUCAACCACUGGAAGCAGCAGGUGGCACAAGUUUGUAAGAACGAGGAUGAUCCCGGUGAAGGAUGCAGCGGACCGUCCGAGCGACAGACAGACCGCAGAACUGAACGCAGUGUUGAAGAAAGCCGCAAGCUUAUUCUUCAGUGGGCCAGUGAACUUCAAAGCGUAGACAAGCUGUCUAAAAAUCAUUCUUGGAUAAAGGAGAGGAUUGAUCAGGAGGAGGAAGAGGACACAAAGCAGGAUAAAGAUCAGAGUGAGGUGGUGCAGAAGAGGAUCACGGAGUGGGCCAAAGAGAUUCAGAGUGUGUCAGAGAGCUGUGGAAUGCUGGGAGAUGAGCUGGCACAGAUGUUGCGUCUCCUGGGACUGAGGAAGAAGAGGCUGGUUUCCCUCAUGCCACUGCUGGAGUUCAUUACUUGGAGUUUGCUAAAGGAAGACAGUAAGGGCAUGGUUCCUUAUCUGUGGCUUUCAGCUAAGCAGCGUACCUGGAAAGCUGGCAUGCCACGAUACAUCCCUAAUUCAGUCUGGAGCUGGAUUGUCAGUGCAGGAGCUGAUGUAAGUCUUGAUCCCAUGACCAUCAACCCUUGGCUGCAGCUCUCUGAUGACCACAAGAAGGUUCAGGAGGGCCUAACAGAAGCAGAUCUGCCAUACAGCCUUCAGCGUUUUGAUAGCUUGCCCUGUGUCUUAGGCUGGGAGGGCUACAUGAGUGGCCGCCAUUACUGGGAAGUGGAAUUUGCAAACAAUGGUUAUUGGAAAGUUGGAGUGACAACUGCUUCUUCAAAAAGGAACGGCCGCUUUCAAAUGAAUCCCUCUAAUGGUUAUUGGGUCCUGUGGCGCAGCACACGACAGUUCUUCGCCUGCACCAAUCCUGAAACGGCCCUGCCUCUGCUGCUGGUGCCCCGGAAAAUGGGAAUAUACAUCGAUUAUGAGGAGGGACAGAUUUCAUUCUACAACGCGGAGAACAAAUCACACAUCUUCACCUUCACAGGACACUUUCGUGAGAAGCUGUACCCUUUCUUUGCCCUUCUGGAUGGCAGGUCCGUUAUAACCAUAUGGUCUCCUAAAGAGCAUAGCCGCUUUUAACAACAAGGCAGGUUUUCAUCUUUCAUUCUGCACUUUCGUUUGAACAUUUAGAACUUAACAAAUGAUUCACUGGAACCAAAUCUACUGUCAACUAAAAAGAAACUAAUAGCGACCUUUCCAUUCAGAGGAUUCAACACCAUGGUGGGCUGGACCCGCUUAAUGAGAGCUAUUAAAAAUACACAGAUAUACAUCCUAUUAUUUUUUACAACAUGAUUGCUACACCUGGAUAUCUUUAUCCAUUUAUAAAAUGUAUCUUUGCAUAUUUUAUCUGGCUAAAUAAUUAUAUG